ACAGUCUGAGAGUCCAGAAACCGCUGUUUGGUCCUAUUCGCGGCUUUACAAGACACAUCUGCUGCCAUGGUGAAUGAGAAGCACAAUGGCACCCUGCUCGUGCAGCUGGGGCCCAAACUGCAGGCCUACCCAGAGGAGCUGCUCCGGCAGCGGCGAGGCCACGACGGCCGGCCGGAAUACCUGGUCCAGUGGAGCGUCGUCAGCUUGGAAGAGAGAGCAGCAGGAGGCAGCAGUGCCUCCUGUGCAGAGACCAAGCCAGAGCACAUCUCCAUGUGGAUGUCUGCAGAAGAGGUCGGCGCCAGCUGCCCGGCGCUGCUGGGCCGGAGGAGGCCGGAAGGGCCGCGGCUGAAAGAGGAGAAGGCGCCCGGUCCGUUGGCCGCGGACGUGGCGCUGGACGAGGCCUCGCUGCUGGAGAUGAAGGCCGAUGUCAGGAGCCUGGUGCAGCGAGCCGGGCGCCAGGUGGCCGAGGCCGGGACGCCCGAGUGCUCCAUCCUGAGCACGGUGCACGUGCUGGGCGCCUACGCCAGCAUCGGCUCCCUGGCGGGCGCCUUCAGGGAGAUGGGAGCCCUGGACCUGCUGAUGAGGAUGCUCUGCCACAAGGAGAAGCAGAUCCGCCGCAGUGCCGGCGAGAUGCUGCGCGCUCUGGGUGCCCACGAUGCAGGGAGCCGGGCCUAUGUCCUGCUGUCCCUGAGCCAGCAGGAUGGCAUUGAGCAGCAGGUGGACUUUGACAGUCGCUGCACCUUGCUGGAGCUGUUUGCUGAGAUCAUGUCCUCUGCAGAGCACUGCAUGUCCUUCGAGGGGAUUCACCUCCCGCAGAUCCCUGGGAAGCAGCUGUUUGUCCUGGUGAAGCGCUACCUGUGUGUGACUUCUCUCCUGGACAAGCUGAGCAGUGGCGUGGAGCAGGGAGAGGAGCAGCAGGGCUGUGCUGUGCCCAGCCCUGUCCCUGAGGAGAGGAGCCGUGUGAAGCAGGAGUUUGAGUUCAGCAUGGCCAUGGCAAACCUCAUCUCGGAGCUGGUGCACGUGAUGGGCUGGAGCCACAGCCACGAGGCAGAGCCACUGCCCCAACGGGACCUGCAGCCUCGUCCCGCCCGCUCCAUCUUCCAGCACAAGGCCUCAGCCAGCUCUGCUGCCGAAGCAGCCCCCACAUCCCCAGCAAAGGAGCCUGUGACCUUCAAGACGCGCUCGGCGUUCCCGAGCCGCAGCAGCUACGUGGAAUACGUGCAGGCCACGCUGGUGAGCGGCAUGCGGGUGCGCAUGCUCGAGGACUACGAGCAGGUCAGCGCCGGCGACGAGGGUGACUUCCGCCGCAGCAACGAUGGCAUGCCCCCAGUGCAGGUGUACUGGCAAGCUCUGGGCUGCACGUACUGGGUUCACUGGCACAUGGUCGAGAUCAUUGGCCCAUCAGAGCAAAAGGAGCUUGAGGGCCAGGAGAAGGUGAACACCCUGACACGAAACCACAGACUGAGAGCAG
Molecule: messenger RNA, 1471 nt
Organism: Pseudopodoces humilis (Tibetan ground-tit)
Lineage: Eukaryota; Metazoa; Chordata; Aves; Passeriformes; Paridae
Source: RefSeq, a predicted model, not a curated record